GCCCCGCCCGCCGUGACGUCACCCCGCGCUCCGCCAUCCCGCCCGGCCCCCGGAAGCGCCCUGGGCCCGCGGCCCUGCCCCGCCGCUUCCUUCCCGCGCAGCCGGAAGGGGCCGCGCGGCUGCCGCUGGGGCCGGAGCGGGGCCUGAGUGUCCAUAUGAAUGGAUAUCACCUGAAUCUUCCUACAAGAGUUUAAACUGCUUGUAAACUCACCCUAAACAUGAGUGGCUCCAAACCUGAUAUUCUUUGGGCCCCGCACCAUGUUGACCGCUUUGUUGUGUGUGAUUCGGAACUGAGCCUGUACCACAUUGACUCUGCCGUAAGUUCAGAACUCAAGGCAGGGUCCUUGCGGCUCUCAGAAGAAACUACAGCCACGCUGUUGUCCAUAAAUUCAGAUACACCAUAUAUGAAAUGCGUGGCUUGGUAUCCAAAGUAUGAUCCCGAAUGUCUUCUUGCCGUUGGACAGGCCAAUGGUCGAGUGGUACUUACGAGCCUUGGCCAGGAUCACAACUCAAAAUCUAAAGAUUUGAUAGGCAAAGAGUUUGUUCCCAAGCACGCACGGCAAUGCAAUACCCUGGCGUGGAACCCACUGGAUAGUAACUGGCUUGCUGCUGGAUUAGAUAAACAUCGGGCUGACUUUUCAGUGCUCAUCUGGGAUAUCAGUAGCAAAUAUGCUCCAGAGACUGCGGUUGCUACAGAGAAAGUGAGGCUUUCAACAGGCGAUCCAGAAGUGGGACUGGUAGUAACAAAGCCACUCUAUGAAUUAGGGCAGAAUGAUGCUUGCCUCUCUCUUUGUUGGCUGCCACGGGAUCAAAAGCUUCUUUUAGCUGGAAUGCAUCGAAAUCUGGCUAUUUUUGAUCUGAGGAAUACGAGCCAAAAAAUAUUUGUUAACACCAAGGCUGUCCAAGGAGUGACUGUCGAUCCAUAUUUCCACGAUCGUGUAGCUUCCUUCUAUGAAGGUCAGGUUGCCAUAUGGGAUUUAAGGAAGUUUGAAAAGCCUGUUUUGACCUUGACAGAGCAACCAAAGCCUUUAACAAAAGUUGCAUGGUGUCCUACAAGAACUGGGCUGCUAGCUACUUUAACAAGGGACAGUAAUAUCAUUAGGCUGUAUGACAUGCAGCAUACUCCCACGCCUAUUGGGGAUGAAACUGAGCCUACAAUCAUCGAAAGAAGUGUCCAACCGUGUGAAAACUACAUUGCUUCGUUUGCCUGGCAUCCCACAAGUCAAAAUCGAAUGGUUGUGGUGACUCACAACAGGACUAUGUCUGACUUCACAGUGUUUGAAAGAAUUUCUCUUGCAUGGAGUCCCGUGACGUCCUUAAUGUGGGCUUGUGGACGACAUCUAUAUGAAUGUACAGAAGAGGGAAAAGCUAAUUCCUUGGAAAAAGACAUAGCAACCAAAAUGCGGCUCAGAGCAUUGUCAAGGUAUGGUCUUGAUACUGAACAAGUUUGGAGAAAUCACCUCCUAGCUGGAAAUGAAGAUCCCCAGCUGAAAUCACUUUGGUACACUCUGCAUUUUAUGAAGCAGUAUACUGAAGAUAUGGAUCAAAAACUUACAGGAAACAAAGGUCCCUUAGUUUAUGCUGGCAUUAAGUCAAUUGUGAAGUCAUCUUUGGGAACAACAGAGAACCUCAGGCACAGCAGGAGUGGAUCUGAUAGACAGGCAGAUAUUAUUCAGUAUCUGAGUGAGGAGAGAUCCUUGGCUUUGCAGCUCUGUGGGUGGAUAAAGAAGGGAGCAGACUUAGAUGUGGAACCUUUUUUAAAUUCAUUGGAACAGGAAGGAGACUGGGAGCGAGCUGCUGCUGUAGCACUAUUCAAUUUGGACAUACGGCGAGCAAUACAAAUUCUAAAUAAAGGUGCUUCCUCAGGAAAAGGUGAUCUGAACCUUAAUGUAGUAGCAAUGGCUCUAUCAGGCUACACAGAUGAGAAGAACUCACUUUGGAGAGAAAUGUGCAGUACUCUGAGACUGCAGUUGAACAACCCCUACUUGUGUGCUAUGUUUGCUUUUCUGACCAGUGAGUCUGGUUCAUACGAUGGUGUUUUGUAUGAAAAUAAUGUAGCUGUACGAGACAGAGUUGCGUUCGCUUGCAAGUUCCUCAAUGAUGCUCAGCUGAACAGAUUUAUUGAAAAGCUGACAAAUGAAAUGAAAGAUGCUGGGAAUUUGGAGGGAAUACUAUUAACAGGGCUGACAAAAGAUGGAGUGGACUUGAUGGAAAGUUACGUUGACAGAACAGGAGAUGUCCAGACAGCAAGCUAUUGCAUGUUACAGGGUUCUCCAUCAGAUGUACUUAAGGAUGAGAGGGUUCAGUACUGGAUUGAGAACUACAGGAAUCUCUUAGAUGCAUGGAGGUUUUGGCAUAAACGUGCAGAAUUUGAUAUCCACAGGAGUAAGCUGGAUCCUAGUUCAAAGCCUUUAGCCCAGGUGUUUGUGAGUUGCAAUUUCUGUGGAAAAUCCAUCUCGUACAGCUGUUCAGCCAUUCCUCAUCAGGGGCGGGGUUUUAGCCAAUACGGAGUUAGUGGCUCACCAACUAAGUCAAAAGUUACAAGCUGUCCUGGUUGUCGUAAGCCCCUUCCUCGCUGUGCACUUUGCUUGAUAAAUAUGGGAACUCCAGUUUCCAGCUGUCCAGGAGGAUCUAAGUCAGAUGAAAAAGUGGAUCUUAGCAAAGACAAGAAGCUAGCCCAGUUCAACAACUGGUUUACUUGGUGUCACAACUGUAGGCAUGGUGGACACGCUGGGCAUAUGCUUAGCUGGUUCAGGGACCACACUGAGUGCCCCGUGUCUGCCUGUUCAUGUAAGUGUAUGCAGCUGGAUACAACAGGGAAUCUCAUUCCCGCAGAGACUGUACAGGCUUGAAAACAUGGGGCUCUCUAAUGGAUGUCCAUCAUAGUCCAAGCAUAUAUUUUAGACAAAGGUCAUUUGUGACUUACUGUGAAAAAAUAAAUUGCUGUCAGAUUAGUAAAAUAACAUGCGUAUGACUGUGCUUGGUAGAAACUGAUAAUCCUGGAAUGAGCCUUGUUCAGUGAACUUAAAAGUUAAAAAGCACUCCUAGUAGCUUUGUUAAAUUCAAUUAACUUUUAAUGAAGUUUUCAGGGUAAUGCUUAUGGGCCCUUUUAUCAGUUUUCUAAACAAAGCAGUGUUUAUAUACAGUGCUUAGUAAAAUUGAAAAUUCAAAAUAAACAACUGAAAAGUGUUCUCUAGAGGAUGGCAGAAUGACGCUGUGGCAUCCUCUCAUUGAUUGAUGACACUUCCUCGAAUGCAAUCAUUUCCUUGUAAAUUAAUUGUGUGCCAUUGUUAAUCACAUUCUAAAGAUAUUUAAAGAAAAAUCAAUUUCUUUCUUUUCUCAAGAUUUGUUAAUAGUAAGCAAUAUCUUUGCAAUUCAAGAUCUUAUUUAAUGUACCUAUAUUACCUAGCUGAUGCGAAUUUUAAUGCUAAGGAAUUCAGGAGCUUUGUCUCCUAACAAGGUUGAUAUCCUGGAGAAGAGUUUCCUGAAAAUUCAUGUGUAACUUCGAGUGCAGAAUGCAGGUGAGCUACAAGAGGCUUUAUUUUGAACAUAGUACUGUGAAGAUCUGAAAUCUCAAGGACUGGAGGCUUGUAAAUAUUUAAGUUUUAAACUACGUGCUGAGUUUUGACUACAAACAUAUUUGAAUUUUUAAGACUUUGGGAUGAACGGGAUUUUCCUGCACUUCUGAAACAUACUGGGAUGUGCGAAGUGAAGCAAUUUAUAUCCUGCUUCAGGUCACUGCUGGACACCAGUAUGCUCCCAAAAGGCUGCACAAUUUUAGGUCAUUGACUAGAAAUGGUACUAGGUAUGUUAUCAGCUGGAAUUAAGUUAUUUAUUAUCUUGAGAGUCAAUGAUAUCUUGCUAAUACUGUGCAAGGACCUAAUCAGUAUUGUUGUCCUUGAUUUUGUAGGCAACGAAAUUCACAUAAAUUAGGGAAAAAACCUGUUUUAAGGUAUGUGAAAAUAACAUCAGUUUACUUGGUGUGUGUUUAUUUACUAUUAGAAACAGUAUGAGUUACUUAACACUUGCGUGCUAUGAAAUACUAAAUGGAAUGCUAGCAAUAAACUGGUACCAUAUUGCCAGGACUGUGAAAUAUGUUGUUUUAAAACGGAAUAUAUUGUAAUAUACCACUGGUUCUAAGUGCUCUAGUGUAGUUGCAACAGGAUAAAUUGUGGAAAUGUUUUCUGUGGGUGUACAUAAUUACAUUUUGGACUUUCAGUUAUAUUGUCUAAUUCAUGUUGUAAUACAUCUGCUACAUUUAUUCUGAUCUACGAUUCUUGCCUAAUUGACAAAGAUAUUUUUAAAGUUAAAUCUAAGAGGUACUUGAUAUUUGUAGUCAGACUGUCAUGGGAGAGCAGUUAAUGGUUUUUCUGUUAGAAUAUUUAUUUCUCUUUCUGGUAUUUUUGCACACCUUAUGUUGCUCUUGAAGAGCUCUUUAAAAUGUUCUCCAUUAAUAAAUGUAAACUGGGGUUUAAUGUAUGAUACCCUAUUUAUAUAAACACAGGCAAUAAAACUUGCUUUAUGAAAAUGAGGAUUUGUAAGUGUCAAGGAUAUAUUUUUAUUCCUCUGUAAUAAUACCAACUAUUACUAAAUUUUCCAGAUAAAAUUCCAUGUCUGGAAUGUACGUACUUAAUGUCUAAUUUUCUUAUGUAAAAAAAAAAAUGCCAUAUUUGUAACAUUUUUGACUUGACUAUAUUUGUUUCAAUUACCAUCAUUUCAUUAAAUUAGAUGCUUUGACAUUUAGCAUGUCUUUGAAGUGUUCUAGAUUAUGAAAUAUGUACAUACUCGGGUCCACUGUAAAAUAUCAGUUUUGGGUGUUGUAAUGGGUAUUUGGGGUUUCAGGCCAAUAAUUACACUCUUUGCAAAACUUACUCUAUAAGAGGUGUGUUUACUCAUCUUUUUUUUUCCUUGUUUUUGCUUUUAAAUAAUAAAAUCAUGCUUUUGGGGAA
Messenger RNA from Anas platyrhynchos (mallard), 4949 nucleotides. It is a transcript of the gene MIOS, whose product is annotated as meiosis regulator for oocyte development. Lineage: Eukaryota; Metazoa; Chordata; Aves; Anseriformes; Anatidae. Gene Ontology annotation, cellular component: cytoplasm. Gene Ontology annotation, molecular function: protein binding. The record is from RefSeq and is a predicted model, not a curated record. Gene Ontology annotation, biological process: cellular response to amino acid starvation; positive regulation of TORC1 signaling.